CUUAAAUCGUGUAGGUAUAACAGCAGAUACCAUUCCUGUGAGAGAUUGUGAUGUAUCAAGUCGACAGCCGGUGGGAAAUUCUAUCAAACAGUAUGAGGAGACGAGGAGUUUUAAACAAGACAUAGGUAGGUAGUUAUCACUUUGUUUUGUUUUCAAAAUCUACAAAUCUAUAAAUAUUAUUUUCACCUACACAUUUGUCUAUUAUUCUUAUUUUUUUUUUUUUUUCAAUUAAACUAGUCAAAACUGACUUUUACACCAUGAAACAACAACUUUACCUAAUUGAAUUGUUUAAUAAUAAAUUAAUAAUCUAUUAAUUGUAUUAAAUUAUUACAGUUAAAUAAAAAUUGUAUUUAUUAAAUAUUAACCUUCAAUUACUAGUUGUGAAAAAAAAAACUUUUUGAAAUUUCAGUAAUAAGUAGUGAUAUUUAAGAUAACUCGUUAAAACUUUGUUAUUAAAAGCAUUAUUAUGAUAACCAAUUAUAUUGUAUUUUUAAGGUUAUUUCAAAUGUGUAUCUUUGAAGUUUUCUAACUUAGCCAUGAUAAAACAAUUUAAGUAUACUUGGUAAUAAUCCUAUGAAAUUAGAAGGUAAAAAAAAUAAUAAAAAUGCUUUGAAAAUAGUUGACUAAAAUUCACAUUAAUAAAUUUACCAAUAGCAAAGAUUAUAUGGAGUACACAAAGGUAUAUGUAAUAAAAAAUAUUUUCUACUGUAUAGUCUCUAUGAAACAAUUUUAAUCAACACCUUUUAUUUGAUUUAGUUUUGGAAUAACAAACAUGAACUUUUCAUUAACCAAACAAUUGACAUUUUGGAAUUUAAAUAAUGAUCGAUAAUAAACUGUGCUCUCCAAAUUAUGAUGUUUAAUUUAAUACAGACCUUUUCUAAUACAAAAAAUCAUCAUUAUCCCUGAUCAGAAACAAGUAUAAUUUUUAUUGCACAAAAAUAUAUUAUUUUUUCUCAAAACUCCAGUUUCUAGUUGAAAUAUAUGAUAUAUUCAAAUUUUAAAAAUUCUAGUAAAUAUUAUAAUAAUUAUCUGAUUCCUGAUAUUUCAAAAUGUCUAUGUUUUCUAGAUUUUUGAAAAUCAUAAUAUUAAUUAUAUUAGAAUUAAGUAAGUAGGUACAUUUAAGUAUGUUUAACUAAAUAAUCCAUAACUAAUUUUAGGUACUUAUUAAAUUAAGAUUAGGUACCUAUAUUUUAUAGAAUUCAUUUUUUUUUUUUUGUUUAUAAUAUAUAAUUUAUACUAUAUAACACAAUAAACAUAUGUGUUUAAAGUACUAAAGAAUAUGAUCUUUAUGAUUUUUAUGAAAGAAGCCAUCCAUUAAUAACAUUUACAUAGGGAAAUUUUUUUUUUUAUAUUAGUUUUGUAAAAUAUCACGAAACCACUUUCGCUUUAAACAUCUUGGAGGAUUACCAGGUAUUAAAAUAGAGGCUAAGUCUUUUAUUGGAAGUUAGACGAUUAUGAAAUUCUUUACUAAAGCAUUUUACUUUUUCGUUAUUGUCUUUGUUUUUAGAUCAUGAUGUAAUGUACGAUUAGAUACAUAGGUGGGAGAUGUCUUAUUUUAAAUAAUUUUUAUUAAACCUAUAGAUACACAAGAUGACUAAAUCAAGUUCUAAAAAAUAAACUGAUUGAAUCGCACAAUUGGUGGGCAACUGUUGUAGAUAGGAAACGUGCGAAAUAUGUCUGUUCUUUUAUGUUAUUUUUAUAGAACACUUAAAAAAUAAGCAACUCUACAAUAUUACUUGAAUGUUAUUUUUUGUCACCUUUUUUUGGAGGUUAAACCACUAUCUACUUUUGAUUUUCAAAUGGCAACCUAGUACUUACACAUAGUACCUGUAUUAAUAAUUCCAUAUAUAGAAUCACAUAUAAUUGAAUAAUUUAAAUUUUACGGUAGAAUUACAAUUGUGGUAACAAUGGUAAAUAUUUUUACCUUAUAAUUUGUUUUGUAGAUGUUUAAUAUUUCGUUAGAUAUAAAUAUACUUUUUAUACUAUUUAUUGUUAGGACUUUAAAAGUGUUUUCCGAGCCAACCUUGUUUUUUAUUUAAACCAUCUGAAAGAACAGUUCUUUAGAUAUUUAUAUGUGAAAUAAAAUUUUGCCACCGGGAUUUCCAACUAUUUUUUAUUAGCCUUCAACACCUCAACGAUUUACUACGCCGCACGCCAUAGACCCGUAGUUGACUUCACUUCUUGCAUUUAUUUAUUAUUUAUCUAACACCUAUUUACUAAUGUUUACGCAAUUUUGGAACCUCAGUCUUAUCAAAUAUUACUUGCGGGAUGCGGUACAUACGUGUUGUAGAAGUUAGUUAUCAUAAUUGUCGAUAGAGCGCGCCACCAAUCCUAGCUCAUUUUUUCUUGAACAAACAAUUAUUCUAUAGUUGCUCUAAACUUGUUGGACCCAUGAUGAAGAUAUAAAAUAAAAUUAUAGCCAAAUUUUUUUUAUCUAAGAUCGUGGGUUGAAAUACAGAGAAAAUAAAGACAUAUAUGUUUCUUUAUUAUCUGUACCAAAAUAUGACCGCCGUCAUGACAUCUAUGUCAUAAUAUUUUAUUAUUUUAACGAAUCUUAUUAUCUCAUUUCUAAAGUAUGUCACGCAUUCAUGCAUUCGAUAUUUUGAUAAGGUAUUGUUUACAUUUUACUACAACGUUAGUGUUAAUAUUUUUCAGUUGUCGUUUUUUGUAACUUCGUUAUUAUUUGGAAAUUACAUUUAGCUUUUUCAUAUUGCAACCACGAUUACAUUCAUCGUGGUUGUAAUUAGUUGUUUUUUGAAGUUGUGAGAUCAAAUCACUGAGUUUUUAUGUGAAGGUUCCAUUGACUAAAAUGGAUUCUGAUGUUGACUCGGAACUAAAAUCUGAUUUUACAGAUUAUUUAGAUCACAUAAGCCAAAAAAAAGUAUGUAUUACAUCAUUAAAUUUAAUUCAUUUGAAAUAUUUUUCUCUGUUAAAAUAAAUGUUUUAUUAAAUUUUAGAAAUUUCAACGGAAUACAACAUAUGCUGAACACAGUUAUUCGUCGUUUGAAUUUCAACAAGACAAUUUGUGUUCUACAAUUAAAACUUUAUUUAUUCACAGACAUACACAAAAGUAAAAUAAUAUACUAUUUGACCAUUAUAAAUUAUAAUAUCAAUGAUGUUAUUUUUAGUGAAAAUGUUACUGAUGAUGUUGAUGUUGAAACUGUUGAAAAUGAUGUGAAAUUACUAACUUUUAGACCAUCUGUUAAUGCCAAAUCAAUGGAACUGUACAGGAAUUCAAAAGUGCCAAGAGAUCCCGAAACAUGGGAGGAUAACAUUAAUAAGUAUGUUUAAAAUGUUUUAUAAUUGUUGAUUGCUACUCGUCGUUGUACAAUAGGUUAUGUAUAGAAAUUAUAAUUGUAAGAUGACCCUGUAGAUGAUGCGUUUGUAGUUUUUUAAUAAUUUGACUGAAAACGAUGCUAAGUCAGUUAAAAAUUUAAAUUACACCUACCUAAACCUAUCAAAUUCAAAGAAUGGAAACCGUAGAAUUGUAUCUAAUACAUGUGUAUAGAUUAAAAUAAGUAAAAUAUUGAAGUCAGAAAAAUACAGAUCAUUAUUAUUGAUAUGAACAAAUUUAUAACUGAUUAGUUUUCUAACUUUAUUUUUAAUUUCAUUGCACACAAUAAAUAAUAUUCAAAAUUAAGACAGUAAUAUUAUUUUCUUUUAAAAAUUAUUAAAUACCAAAUAAAAUUAUUUAUAUUAAUCGAUUAACUGAAAUUCUGUUUUUAAAUUCAAGUUGUACAUAUAUGUUAUAUGGUGUAGAUUAAUAGAAUCUAUUAAUAUACCAAGAUAAUAGAUAUGCAAAAUAAAUGCAAUGCAAGGUUCUUUUAAAUAAAACUUUACAUAUUUAUGGUAUUAGAAAUUCUUAGCUUUAAUGUUAAACAUAAUAGAUAAUGUCUUGCAGACUACGGUGGAACAAACUAGAAAGAACAUUGUUUGAUCGAGCUAUGGCUAUUUUAUACUCAAACCGCUUGUCAAGAUUAACAUUUGAAGGUACAGCACAAGAUGAUGUACAAAAAAUAAUUUCUACAGAUAAAUCAGUGGCAGAAAUGCAUCAUCUUUUAACCAAUUACACUCUUUGGGAUAUACCUAUGUCACAAUGGUUGCAUACACUUUUUUUAACGUAUUUACCAGAUGACUAUCUCACUUCAUACAUUGAUAUUUUAGAGGUAUAUAAAAUUUUAGUUAGUUAUUAGAUAUGUGACGAACUAUUUGAUUUUCGAAUUGAAAAUUGCAAAUAAUCAAACUGAAAAAAAAUACCCAAUUGACUUGAAAAUCAUUUGAUGCCGAUUAUGCGCGGUCAUCAAUAUGAUGUUAUGUGGUGGGACAGAGUGGUCUUGUUACAAAAAAGAAAAAUUCUAUUUUUUCUCAUUAGUGGUUCUUAUAAUGUAAAUUGGUAAAGGUUGUGAAGGUUAAUCUAACCUAACUUUUUUAAUGUUUAAGUUCAAGUUCGAUAAAAUAUUGUUAAAGUUCGGUUUAGUUCGGGUUCGAUUAAAAAUGUGUAGGUUUGGGUCAAUUUGGGUUCUUUAAUUGUAAGAAAAGUUCGGUUUGACCUUAAAAAUCAGGGUUCGUAACAUCUCUAUUAAUUAUAUAUAAUUUUGUUUUUGUGUAUAUAAUUUAUAUCAGUGUUUUCUUCAUAAUAGAAAUUAAAAAUGAUUGCUCCAUCACUAAUAAAUGAAAUGGUAACAGGCAGUACCAUUGGACGUUCUAAAGAAGAAAUUAAAUGCAAAUUAAUUAAACUAGAUGAACCUGUUGACCCAUUUAAUUAUAUGUUGACGGCCUAUCCACCUGUAAGUACAAUACAUUGUAUUAAAAUUGAAUACAAAUAUUUAUAUUCUAAUAUUCUAAUUAAAUUAAUACUUUAAAAAUAUUACUAUAAUAUACAUUUACCUAUACAUUUUUUUAGCUAAAAUUACCUAAGAAUCCUUUAAUAAUACUAAUACCAGAUUUUCCCGGAUAUUUUACACAAGCGAACACAAGGACCCAUGAUUGGAUGAAUGCAUUAUCAUAUUUAGCUGAAUUAGAUGUUGCCUUAACAGCAAAAGGUAAUAAUUUUAAACCAUAUGUUACAUGGUAUGUACAGGGGUCUAUUUUCAUGAAAAUACUUAUUAUCUUGGAAAGUAUAAACUUUUUACAGAAUUUUUUUUGAAAAUUCAUGAAACAAACAAUUUUAAAAUGAUAUAUUACCCUUAUUUUUGGAAGUGAACUGACUACCCAGUUUUGGUUUUCAACUAGAAAUCUAUAUUAAUAAUUACAUAAAUAGAUUAAUUUUUAGUUUAAAUAUUCUUUUGGUGCUGACAUUUUUAUUUCUAUCAACCACGUCUACUGCUUUUAAGUUUUUAUAGAGAGAUAAUAUUGGAGCAUAAUUUGUGUGGCGAUGCAGUAAAUGACAUUUAAAUAGUGCUUUACUACUUUCCCUACGCAAUCUUAAUAUUAGAAUAUUUUGUCAACGGAUUGGUAGAAAUUAUAAAUUUUGACUCUCAAAUGUAUCACAAAAACUAUAACUUCAUCUAUCAAUAGAAUUUUUAAUAUAGGUUACUAUUUAGAAACCAAAAGUGGAUAGUGGUCACCUACAUUAUUAAUGUUAAUGGAAAAUUUUAAAGCUGCUUAUUUUUGAAUUCUCCAAAAAAAAGUUAAUACUUUAUAGAUAAUGAGUGUCUCAUCAAUAGUUGGUUACCCUGUAUACACAUACUAGGUAAGCUGGUAUGUAUUUACAUUUUUCUAUGAAUAAAAAAUAUGAUAUCCUUCUUUAAAGUGUGUUUUUUAAAUAUCAAUUAUUAAAGUUUAUUUAUUAUUUUUAGUACCUUGGAAUUAUGAAGAAUAUGCUUGUGAAGAAGAGUUAGAUAUUGUAACUAAUUUAGAUGCCAUGGUGGAUGCUACACGAAGUAAAAUUGUAUCAGUACGGUCCACUGAUCCAAAUAGAAUUAUUAUUUUGGCAGGUGUUGGUGUUAGUGCUGCCAUAGCUUGUCAAGUAUGUAAAUUGUAGUGUAUCUAUGCUAAUUUACAUUAUUUUAUUUUUGUCUAGAUUGUCAAUUUAAUUAAAAAGAAGUUAUAAAAAUAUUUAUUUGUUUAAUGUGUUUUGAAUUUUGAAAUAGAUAAUAAUUAGUUUAUAUUGUAUUAUACAUACUCAAAGCAGAUUGCCAAGGUCAAUUUCUAAGUCAUAUGUUCCAUAUUUUAUGGAAGAGAUUAUGUGUAGCAAUCGUAGACUCCAAUGAUCCCUAAUAAUGAGCAGAGUAAAAAAAAAAAAUACAAUUUAUAACAAUACCUAUACAUUUAUUAUUUAAAUCUAAAAUAAUAAAAAUAUAACACUUAAUCUUUUUCAUAUUUUAUACAAUAUAGGAUAUAAUCAUAUACAUUUAAAUUAGUUAAUAUAUUUAUUAAUAUAACUUUCUGUCUAAAAUGUAGGUGGCUGUUCUUGAAAAAGUUGAUGGAUUAGUGUGUAUUGGGUUUAUUGUUAAUUCAUCUGAAGUAAAAAGAGGUUAUGAAGGUGAUUGUAUUUUGACCCUUGAAUGUCCGACAGUUUUUGUUACUGGCCAGCUUAGCAUAUUUUCACCGUAUGUUAUUUAUUUUUAAUAAAUAAUCAAAAAACAAAUAUUUGUUUUUACUAAGUUGAAAAAUUAUUCAGGGUUUUGGAUUUGGAAGAAUUAAGAGUAAAGCUUAAAUGUAAAACUAGUCACAUACUGGUUGGUGGGGCCAAUGAUGAAUUAGUGAUGAACCAUUCUACUAAGAUGAAAGAAGCAGUCACUCAAAAACUAGUUGAUAGAUGUGUUUUGGUUAGCUAUAUCAAUAGCUUAGAUCAUAUAUAUUAAUUUUCAUAACUGAACUUGUAAUCUAUAAUAUUUUUUUCUACAGCAAGAAAUUGGAAAUUUCUUAAAAGAAACAUUGGAACCUUCACCUAAAGUAACGCGUAAACCUGAUGUGGAUAAAAAAACUGAUUUUAAAAAACCUGUAUUUGCUAAAAAAAAACCUUAUAGUAAGAGUAUUAAGUAUUUUAUUUAUAUUGUACGUUUUAUUUAAAUAUGCAUUCUCAUCAUGGCUAUCGAGAUAUGUGGUUGUAUGUGUUAAAACAAAUCGGUCUAGUAGUUAAAAUAUUUUUUUGAGACCAAAAUACAAUCAAUAUUAUACCAGGCAUAUUAUUUACAAAAAAAAAAAAAAAAAAAUUGUGUUUAAAAUAUUAAUUGUAUUAUUUAUCAUGUUUAUAUGCAGACUCUCAUACACACUUACUUUAUAGAUAGUAAAUAACCUUAGUUAAUGUGUAUUAACAUUAUAUUCAUCUAAAACUUUAGGAUUAAAUUUUAAAUUUAUAAAAUAAAAUAUAAUUUAAAAAUUAUUGAUGUAACCUUAUUAAUGCAUAAACAUUUUUUUUUUUUUUUAAUUUAUUUAAUAGUUAUUUUAGAUUUUAAAAAAAAAAAAAAAUUAUAAAAAUCCAAAUUUGUAUUAUUAGUUGUAAAGUAGUAAGAAAAAACAAAAAUAUAAAACAUAAAAACUAUAGCACAGAGCUUUAGUAAUUAUUCCAAAAAAUAAAAAUUUAAAAAUAUUCAAUAGUAAAAAAGUUAUUACAUUUUUUAAAUAAUUUUGUUGAAUUAUAUAUGUUAUAUAUAAUUUGAUUUUAAAUUUUUGCCAAAAAAUAUUAACUUAUAAUUUAAAUGUGUUUCUUAAUGUCAAAGUUAAAGUUAAUUUGAUUCAAAAAAUGAAAUAAACAUUAAAAUACCUUAAAAUAAUUUAUAUUAAACGUGGAUUCAUAUGGAAGUUUAAUUAAUUACAAAUUUGAUUGUGUAAACCUGGUAAUUAUAUUCAGGGGGAAAAUGUAUAGGUUUGAAUUUGAGUUUUUUAAAUGUAAUUUGUCAUUUCUCAUUUUAAUAUAUGUUAUAAAUUAUUUCUUAUACUUUAAAUUUUUUACAGACAGACUUUUAGCAAGACUAAAUAAAGGAAGACAAAAAUCUUCUGUCAAUAGUCAAAUAUCAAAGAAACAAAUGGCUAAUCGUAAAACUAUUAACAUACCUUGUACUUCAUUGCUAACACCAACGACCGAUAUGGCGAAAGAUGAAGAACUAAUGCCUCCUCCAUCAAAUGCUUGUAAACAGGAUUACGUUAUGCAGUGUGAAAAUUCUCAAUCUACCGUAAAUACUUCUGGUAAGUAUUUUGAAUCACUAUAAGUUUUUGUAUAGUACUUGAAAGUGUUUAAUUUUUAAGCUUAAAUAAUUAAUAUUUAAAUUAUAACAAUUCCCAAUUAUUGGGAAAAUUAAAAAAUGACUUCCCUUAAGUAGCAUCCCAGUCUAAUUUUCUUUCAGAAAAAGUUCUACACUUGUAUAUCCAAGUAAGAUUUCUGGUAGAGAAGUUGUUCACGGAUAGAAUAAUAUAUAAAUAAAUAAACAUCAUUGUAAAACCAUUACAUUCCUUACUCAUUAUUACUCUACUCUCACUUUGGGAACCUCUGGUCUAUACCAUAAUCUAUCUGUAAUCUAUAUAUAUGUUAAAACCCUAAAUCCAUCAAAACUAGUUUCCAUAAAUCUCUUAAAUCAAUUCUGAUUUUGACUAGUUACAACAAGAAUUAACUAAAAUCCUCUCCAUUAAAACUAAUUUUAACUUAUUUUUGUUUAGUUAGAACUAGUUGUGUCUGAGAUAUAUUGGUGAAUACUAGAAUUGUUUAGUGAAAAUCCGUAAUUUUUUUAUUGUUUUUUUAGCUAGGGAAAAUUAGAAAUAAGUACAUGAUUAUAAUGUAUAUAUUAUAAUAAUUCUUGUUUUCAUUUAUUAGAUUAUUUAAUUUGACAUGAAAAACUCUUGUAGUAUUGCAUAGUAUUAAAUUAUUCCUACAUAAUACGAAAACUAUCCCAAAAGUAUCCGACCUGCAUUCAUAAUUCCGCGCCAGAACAUUAGAGUGACCUCUGUUUGAUAAAAACGUAACUAAUAACUUCUCAAGUUAUUUCGGCUGCCAUAGAAGCCUCACGUAUGCACCAUUAUAAUUGUAAAUGUUAUCUUUUUGUGUAUGUCGAAUUUUCCUAUUAUUAAAAAUGACAAAAAGACGUGACCAACCAAUUUGCUUUAAACUCAAAAAAAUGGCUGCACAUAAGAAAAUACAAUUGUUUGGAAUUUGGUUCUCUAGCCUAGAAAUUUUUACCUAUUAUUAACUAAUUGAUUAUUUUAUUUUAUUUGGUGAUAUGAAAAGGUAUUUAAAUAUCUAAUUGAUUUCAUAGCUGGUCGGUUAAAUUUUUCAAGCAAUAUUUAUAGGUCACCUGUGGUCACGUGCGUUUGUAGUACAGGUAGCACAAGUUUGAACACAUGUAUUUCAGUUAAAACUAGUUUUGACUGACUUCUGUAAACUUUUGAUUAUUUUUAUUUUAACUAGUCAAAACCAAAAUUGACUAAAGGGAUUUGUGGACACUAAUUUUAACGAAUUUUGUGUUUAACUGUAAUAUAUAUAACUCAUUUUCAUAUAUAUAUAUGAAAAUGAGAAUCUUGGUUUCUAAUGAUAUCAUGUUUUUUUUUUUUUAAAUUUAUAUCAGGAGAAUGUUUGAGAAUGAACACUUUACUUUUACUUUUUAUGUACCUACUAAUUAUUAUUUGAAUGUAUUUAAUUUUUAUCUAAAUGAUGGCUCACUCAUAAAAAUCUCUACCUACUAACACAUUCAAUUUUUAACUUUGCAAGUAAAUUGGGUAUUAUUGAAGGACAAAAGAGAGUUAGAAUGAGAAAAAGUAGUUUUGAACAGUGGGUGGCCAGAAGUAGAGGUGGGAGUAUGGGGUUACCUAGGCAUGGUCAACAUAGUACAUAAAUUAACCGUGAUAGGAGCUAUUGUACUGAUAUUACAACUAUAAUGAUCUGGAUAAAAUAAAAACAAAAUAUUUAUUAUUAGGUGAAUGCGAUAAGGAACUUUUUUAUUGCAUGGACAAAGCUGGGUAGGAUAACUAGUAUAGUAUGUACAUAAAUUACACACUUGUAUACAAUAAUAAUAAAUGUUGUGUAUAAUAUAUAUGCAGUAGUAAAUGUCAUUUAUUUAAAUUUUUUUAUUUUUAGAAUUUGAGGAAUUAUGUAUACCAAAAUUAGGAAAUCAAAAAUUCUCAACUCUUUCAGAUUUGUUACAUGAUCAAGAAAAUUUAAAAAUCAAUGUUUCCAAAGCAUGUAUGUCCCAGCUUAAUUUUAUUGUAUUAUUUUGUUACAUAUUUUUAUUAUUCCAAUUUGUUCCUAUUAUAGCUUCAUCUUUAACGUCUAUGGAUGAUUCUUUAUUAUUUACAUCAGAUCAAAAGAAUAUUGUAGUAUGUAGUUCAAAUUUCCAAUCUGGAGAUUCUCAAAUACCUGUCCUGGGAGAAAUUACUGCUGAUCAAAUAUUGGAUAUGCCAAUAGUAUUUGCUGAUACACUACAAGAAGACCUAAAGCAAACAGUUGAUAACAGUUCCUAUUUUGUCACAAGUACUAAUGAACAGCAAAUGAUGGUUAAUGAAGAACUUGUUGAUGAUGACGAUCUAGAUAUUGAUAUCAUGUGCCCUAUGUCUAAAAAUGCGGUUCCUGAGCGUGUCAACAUUAAACAGGUAGAUAAAUCCAUAGUAUAGAACAUUGGUUUUUCAAUAUUUUUGUAAACAUAGUAAACUUAAUCACUCAAUAUUUUUAUAAUAUACAAAUUUGAUAGUCAGGUAUUUGUGUAAAUAAUAAUUGAGGAAAAAAACCUCUCAUCUACAACAGUAACUCCACUCACCGUGUGAAGUGUGUUCAUAUUAUAUUACAUUCAAUCAUAUUUCAUCAUUAAGAAAGUAAAAUUGAGUAUGGUCGAACUCAAAUAGUUUGGAUGAGGGCAAAGGAGAAAAAUAAGACAUUUUUAAUAGGUUUAUGUCUUAAACGUUUGUUUAUAAAUAACAAAGUUUUAUGAUUUAAUAACUAGAUUUAAAUAAAAUGUAGAAAUGCUUAUUACACACCAGUUGAAAAACACUGAUAUAAUAUUAUAAUGAUAAAUGAUUAAAUACUAUUUAAUUAUAAUUUUUUAAUUGUACAGGUUGCAUAUGACUCACCCUCAAAAGUCAAGCUCGUUGUAAACAAAGCACCAACAAGCUUAGUGUCUAGUGGUUACCAAACAUUCUCUGUACCCAGUCAAAAUAUUGGAAAUAUUCAGUUUGUAAAUAGACUACCCAUGCAAAGUAAAAUAAGAAGACUUGAAGGAGUAACCCCAAAAACUGUAUCUAUGCGCCAUUUACAAGACAGUAAUUUUACAGUUGUUAAUACUUCUGGGCAACAGAUGCAGCAGUUAAAUAAAAUGAAAACAAUGGCAACCACUCAAAAAUUUAAGAAAAUUGUAUAAAACCAAAAUGUAAGACUAGUGUACUAGCGCACAUACAACCUUCAUAUGUUUCUGUUAAACUAAAUUAAUUUAAA
Messenger RNA from Cinara cedri, 11356 nucleotides. The record is from the annotation of a GenBank genome assembly. Lineage: Eukaryota; Metazoa; Arthropoda; Insecta; Hemiptera; Aphididae.